AUGGCUCAAAAAAAACUCUCAGAGCUCACCCCUCUAGAAGUCAAAGGGGAUUCUACAAAACCAGCCUUGAUUGUUGCACUCCCUGUGAUUACUGUACGGGAGGCUUUGAAAAUUAUGGGAAAAAAUAAUAUUACAUCUUUACCCAUCUACUCUCAUAAUUCUGAAAAUAUAGUGAACAUUGUUAAUCUUGUCGAUGUGCUCAAUUAUGUUAUUAAAGAAGUGGCAUCUGGUGAAAUGUUGCCUUAUCAUCUGGAGAGCGAGAGGAGUCGCCAAUUAGACGAUUCAAUCGAAUCUGUCAUGACAUUGGAUGACGAAAGGGAAAGUUAUAGGAUUUUUAAAAGUGAUGCAAAUGAAAGUCUGAAAGAU
This is a messenger RNA of Acaulospora colombiana, 366 nucleotides long. NCBI's taxonomy places the organism in Eukaryota, Fungi, Glomeromycota, Glomeromycetes, Diversisporales, Acaulosporaceae. The record is from the annotation of a GenBank genome assembly.